This is a messenger RNA of Gongylonema pulchrum, 317 nucleotides long. NCBI's taxonomy places the organism in Eukaryota, Metazoa, Nematoda, Chromadorea, Rhabditida, Gongylonematidae. The record is from the annotation of a GenBank genome assembly.
AUGGUUUUACCGAUCCGAUAUCGAAUCCAAGCAAAAUUUGUCUUGGGUUAUUGUCCAAUGUUAACAGAAAUCAGCAGAUUGAAUCCACAAGAAGACGCAUUGGCAAAGCUACUGGCCGAAUCGACCCGUUGCUGCUCGUUUGAUGCAAUUUAUGAAUUAACGAAUAUGACAAUAAUACGGAUGUCGUUUGUGAAGGGUUGGGGUGCCGAGUAUCAAAGACAGGAUGUUACGUCGACUCCAUGCUGGAUCGAAAUACAUCUCCAUGCUCCGCUUCAGGUUUAUCAUUUUUUCUUUUUCGCCCAAAAACGGACUUAGUA